UUCUGGCCUAGGACCGCUGCAAGUUCAUCACAGACAUCUAUUCUGUCACAUGUGGGGGCCCUCCACCUCGUCGACUUUUCUGCCUGAUCUACGAAAUACUCCCGUACUGAAUGUGUGUUUAUUUAUCCGUGUAUACUCCUCAGGUAGUAGUUUUCUAGGGCUUCAUGUUCAGAUUCCUCAUUAUCUGAAUUCCUGCGCAUGAUAGCCCUGGCUACUCUCGAAUUAGUACCUUGGUGGCGGAGAUCGCUUGCUCAAGAAAGGAGCUUCUAAGCCAAGCCACUUAUUAAUGGAAUACAAACACACGCUAUCACCGCCUUUUUCUCAAACCAUCUCAUCGGACCUAGCUGGCGAAGACAAGGCGUGGGAUAUCGUCUUACCGGCAACAAGUCACGGACGAAGUCAUUGCAUCGCUCGAACCUCUGAUCACGAUGUGAGUUCGUUCGUGUUGGCCGAUUUGGAUGUCUCGCGCUUGAACGCGAUGCAUUCACAUCUGUGGUACGCGGGUCGGGCACGCUGCUGUCGAGCGCUGCAUCGACAGCGGAUGAUUGACCGACAGAUUGUGAUCACCGAACAGGCCGAUCUCCACAUGGUCUGGUAUGAGUCGCGGAUUUUCCUCAAACCCGUACCACGCUAUCUCCUGGACGACCAAUUCUGGGACCGCCACAUUCGGCACGAAACGCUCCACUCGGCUGCCUCGGGCUCCCUUCUUUCCUAUACGUGGUUGAUCAGUCAUCCGAGUGAUGUGCAAAUUGCACAUGAGCUGAAACUGAAUCCAGCCACGGUCAGUUGGCAAGCAUGGACGGUCUUCGUGGAAGAUCUCCUUUCCCACGUUGACUUCAAGGGCUAUGCCAAUGUCAACAAGCGCUAUCGCUAUGGCGAGCUUCGCCUGUUUCGCUUGAGCACCAUCUAUCGAUUGACCCACCUCUCCCUCGAGAGCCUCCUUGGAGGCUAUCUGUCCAUGUACGACCAGUAUGCCGUCUUCUUUAGAGAAAAACUCGCGUGGUCCCUCGUGGCGUUCUUAUGUGAGCACGUUGCUUGCCGCUUUCCAGCUCUGCUUGGCCACCGACUAAUUCUAAGGGAAUCAGAAUAUGCAGGACGCAUCUGUGGUUUUUGGUGUCUUCUCGAUUGUCUUACCCGCUGUGGCGGCAGGGCUGGCCUGUGUGGCUUUUGUGUUGAUAUACAUUCUGCAUUUCAUGCGAGCGGUCGAAUUUGGAAAGAGAUGGAGGGAUCCAUGAUCUUGAUAGAUAACCAAAACCUACUGUCUGUACUUUAG
Aspergillus fijiensis CBS 313.89 is the source of this 1273-nucleotide messenger RNA. RefSeq lists its product as uncharacterized. The coding region runs from base 287 to 1273 and encodes 328 amino acids. The record is from RefSeq and is a predicted model, not a curated record. Lineage: Eukaryota; Fungi; Ascomycota; Eurotiomycetes; Eurotiales; Aspergillaceae. The transcript has 2 exons.